This is a messenger RNA of Lasiosphaeria miniovina, 1876 nucleotides long. Its product is annotated as glycoside hydrolase. Gene Ontology annotation, molecular function: hydrolase activity, hydrolyzing O-glycosyl compounds. Gene Ontology annotation, biological process: carbohydrate metabolic process. The transcript has 5 exons. The coding region runs from base 146 to 1513 and encodes 455 amino acids. The record is from RefSeq and is a predicted model, not a curated record. NCBI's taxonomy places the organism in Eukaryota, Fungi, Ascomycota, Sordariomycetes, Sordariales, Lasiosphaeriaceae.
GAGAGGAGAGGCGAAGCGAAAGGGAACGGAUAUAUAAAACCUUGACGCCAUCCCACCUUCCCCACGAUUCGAGACGGACCCGCCGCAUCACAUCUGUAGCCCAACCCGUCGCCAAGAGCCGCCUCCCAGUGAAAGUCUGCCCAACAUGAUUGCCAAACUCGCCGCCCUCGGGGCCCUCGUGGGCAUGGCUUCGGCCCAGCAGGUCGGGACCUCGCAGACCGAGACCCAUCCCAAGAUGACGUGGCAGAAGUGCAGCUCCGGCGGCUCUUGCACAAACCAGAACGGAGAGGUCACUAUCGACUCCAACUGGCGCUGGGUUCACGACAAGGGCGGCUACUCUAACUGCUACGACGGCAACAAGUGGAACGCGACCAUCUGCAAAGAUGCCAAGAGCUGUGCUGCCAACUGCGCCGUUGAUGGCGCCAACUACCCGUCGACAUACGGAGCCUCGACCAGCGGCAAUGCCUUGACGCUGAAGUUCAUCACCAAGGGUGAAUACGCUACGAACAUCGGCUCGCGCCUGUACCUGAUGGCCAGCGCGACCAAGUACCAGAUGUUCACGCUCCUUGGCAAUGAGUUCACGUUCGAUGUGGAUGUCUCGAAGCUUGGAUGCGGUCUCAACGGCGCCCUCUACUUUGUGGCCAUGGACGAGGAUGGUGGCCUGUCCAAGUACUCUGGCAAUAAGGCUGGUGCCAAGUACGGCACUGGUUACUGUGAUGCGCAGUGCCCGCGUGAUCUCAAGUUCAUCAACGGCGAGGCCAACGUUGCGAACUGGAAGGAGUCGUCCAACGACCCGAACGCCGGUGCCGGCGGCUGGGGUUCGUGCUGCACGGAGAUGGAUAUCUGGGAGGCCAACUCCAUCUCGACGGCGUAUACCCCCCACCCUUGCAACCCCAUCGGACAGCACCGCUGCAACGGCGAUGACUGCGGCGGCACCUACUCCGACACUCGCUACGCGGGCUCGUGCGACCCCGACGGCUGCGACUUCAACUCGUACCGCCAGGGUGUCAAGGACUUCUACGGCCCCGGCAUGACGGUCGACACCAAGAGCAAGAUGACGGUGGUGACGCAGUUCAUCAAGAGCGGCAGCGACCUCUCCGAGAUCAAGCGCUUCUACGUGCAGAACGGCAAGGUGAUUGCCAACUCAGAGAGCACUAUCCCCGGCAACCCGGGCAACAGCAUCACGCCCGACUUCUGCAAGUCGCAGAAGGUCGCCUUCAGCGACAAGGACAUCUUCAACCAGAUGGGCGGCUUCCCCCAGUUCAGCAAGGCCGUCGCCCAGCCCAUGGUGCUCGUCAUGUCCCUCUGGGACGACCACUUCGCCAACAUGCUGUGGCUCGACUCCACCUUCCCUGUCGACGCCAGCGCCGACGAGCCUGGCAAGGGCCGCGGAACCUGCGACACCGCCUCGGGCGUGCCCGCCGACGUGGAGAGCACCCAGGCCACUAACCAGGUCAUCUACUCCAACAUCAAGUUCGGCCCCAUCGGUUCCACCUUCAAGCAGCCCUCGUAAAGGCCCCAGCCAGUUGGGACGGCGCACUGCUGCUGCACGGCUCUGUGGCGCCCACCCGAGAAACUCUCACUAUUUGCAAUGAUGGAUCUGGGCGUUGCACAUGGCUAGCUAGGUAGGUAGGUAUAUAGGGGGUGAAAAGACAGGGGAUGCAUGAGAUUGUCUCUUUCUUGUGUGCAUGCGUGCGUGCGUGUUGUUUCGUGUAUAGCAUUAGAAGCGGAGAAACACACCCCAUGUGAUGUGUGUGUCGUGUUCUGAUAGAAAAACCUCUCGAGUUACAAAAAGGAUAUUGGCAUCAUUUUGAGUUUUUUUUGGGUGUGCUAUAAUCUAUCGCGUCGAAUGGCGGCUUUGUGUGGCUUUCUCCCC